CCAAAUCCUUCUUCCACCAGAAAUGAUUGUGUCGCCGCGUCCCUUUCCAUCCGUGUAGAAUUCCAUUUCUUUAUUUUUGUGUGUGUAUUUUCCCGAGAAAAUGUUGCAGAGCUCUGCGGAUUACGACUCAGCCCAUUUUGCCGAGAAAAUUAUUAACUGGAAGUAAAAGGAAGCUUCUUUCCUUUCUUUUCUCUCCAAUCAAACGUAACUGCGCAGAUAAAGCGUCUGAGUUUAUCCGGUUGCCUCGUUUUUGGCGAAAUUCGGGUGGAUUUUAUCCGGUUAGGUCGUUCAGCGGAUAUUUUCUCCGAUCAGAUUUUCUCGGAGGAGGGGGACCAAAGGAAGAAGGAAGAGCGAAAAAGUCGAAGAUGAUGAGAAGGCAGGAACAGGACCAUCAGUCUCGGGCCUUCUGCGAGCUGUCCGCUCUCGUUCUGAACCUGCUGCGAUCGCCCCCGACGCCGAUCUCGUUCUCCGAUCAAUCCCCGGCGGCGAUCUCUGCGGAGGCGGCGGCUUCUUCGUCGUCGUCGUCGUCCAGGAGGUCGGUGGCGCCGGUGGCGCAGAUCACGCCGGCGGGAUUCGCCUCGCUGAUGCUGGGGAUAUCGCUGGCUCUGAUGCUGUGUGGAUCGGUCACUUUCUUCAUCGGCUUCAUGCUGAUGCCGUGGGUGCUCGGGCUGGUGAUGUUCCUGUACGUGGCCGGGAUAGUCUCGAGCCUCUCGCUCUUGGGACGGUCGAUCCUUUACUACGCCACUGGUCCACCAACGCCGCGAAAGGAGAUUCCGUCAUGGAAGCUAUUGUGAAUGGAAAGACCGUUGGGAGAUGUGCUGAAGGGACAAACUAUGUCCCAGAGGAUUGAGAGCACAGAACUCGGUUGUUCUUGCAAUUACUACAGCUGUUAAGCACCAUAUAUAGGGAGAUUGAGAUUACUGAGCAUUUCAAGUAUUGAAGCAGAAUUGUGGAUACCUUUCUCAUUGUAGAUUUUGCGAAUAUAUUUCGAGAUGGCUUUUGAAGUAGUUAGAUUUCGAAAUGAUGUAUUGUUGCAGCUCUUUUUGAGGAUUAUAAUCAACAGUCCAAUACCCGCUCUGGAUGAUAGCUGGGGAGCUGGUGAUCAGUUCCUUUGUAUCUCGCAUUUUCAAAUUUUUACUCCUACGCCUCCGUGUUUCUGUAUUUGUAAAUUUUCAGGAGGUCGGCAUUUUCGAUUAUAGUACUUUGAUCCCUA
Messenger RNA from Rhodamnia argentea, 1213 nucleotides. RefSeq lists its product as uncharacterized. NCBI's taxonomy places the organism in Eukaryota, Viridiplantae, Streptophyta, Magnoliopsida, Myrtales, Myrtaceae. The record is from RefSeq and is a predicted model, not a curated record. Bases 366 to 794 code for a protein of 142 amino acids. The transcript is spliced from 2 exons.